This is a messenger RNA of Xiphophorus hellerii (green swordtail), 2949 nucleotides long. Its product is annotated as myelin-associated glycoprotein-like. Bases 184 to 1347 code for a protein of 387 amino acids. The transcript has 12 exons. The record is from RefSeq and is a predicted model, not a curated record. NCBI's taxonomy places the organism in Eukaryota, Metazoa, Chordata, Actinopteri, Cyprinodontiformes, Poeciliidae.
UUUGUUUUUCUGAAUUCCACACAAAUUUUCAGAUUUAGCAUUCUGCAUAGAUACUUCUUUUGUUCUGAAUUUGCUUUAUUUUUUGCGUCAUUAUGAUGUUGUACCCAAACCCCCACCACUUUUUUCCUCCUUUAUAAAUUCCUUCAGAUUUGAACAAUCAAACCCACAGGGUUUUGCGGCACAAUGGACCACGAGAGAAAGAUUAUGAUGUGUUUGGUUUUGGCUGUCAUUUGCAGCUCUGUGCUUGGAGACGAGUGGACAGCCGAUGUUGUAAAGUCCAUUGACGCUCUAGUUGGCUCCUGUGUUGUGCUGCCCUGUACAGUCAGUCAUCCUGGGACUUACCUGUCUACCUCCAGACUCAGGGGCAUCUGGCAUCGUAAGGACAAAUCGAACGAGAUCUUCUACCAUGAAGACAGCACACAGAUCCUGGACAGCUUUAAGGGCCGAACAAGGUUGCUGGGAAACCUGGGUCAGAACAAUUGCACCUUAGAAAUAGUUCAAGUUAAAGAUCAUGACAACGGCCCUUUCUGCUUCCGCAUUGAACUUGUACGAAAAGACACCAACCAACCCACUAAAGAAAAGUACUCCUUUGUUGAGAAAUGUGCUGACGUCACAAUGAUCCAUGACAAACCUCAACUCAAACUGGGUCCAAUAAAGACGGCCACUCAAGGCAAACCCUACACUCUCACCUGCUCUGUUCACCACACCUGCCCCUCGCAUUUCCCUCAGAUUAAAUGGAGUCGGGAAAGAAAGGAUGAUGACAUCACUGAAGUUCAUAAACACAUUCAUUCAGGGGUCUGGGAGGCAGAGUCCAUCCUGUCCUUCGUUCCUGAGGAAAAGGAUGACGAAUCAGAGCUCACCUGCACAGCAACAUUUAAUGGGGGAAUAAAAUCCGAGGCAAAGUUCACACUUAAUGUAAAACGCCAACAAAACUACAACCACAUCAUCAUUCCUGCUGUUGCAGUAGCUGCCACUGCUGUGAUCUUUGGACUCUUCUGUGUUUUGAUGGUGAAGAAAUACAAGAAACGUAUUCAAGAGCUUCAAAGUCAAGAUGGCAGCAUGUGGAACAGGAUGUCUAGACUGUCUCGCAGGAUUCGUCCUGGCGCCUCAGGACCAACUCGUUCUGAUCAAAGAAGGUCUAUUUGGAGCAGAUUUUCGAGGAGACCCCAAAGGAAUGAGCAUGAUCUAAGUCCCAAUAAUGCAAACUCCUGUGGUGGACAGAAAAUUAACAAACCCCACUUCCCGUCACCAAAGAGCCAACAAAAAUCCAACAAUUACAAACAGGACCUGGAUGACAACGAUGACUACAUGAACACCGCAGACUUGAAUAUUUAUGGAAACAUGUAAAAAUGUAAAAAUUGAUUAUCAAAGUAAAUAGCCAGUGUAAUUAUCAGCACACUUUGUUUCAACAAACAGGUUGUGUUCUUUUUGCUGAUCUGAUUUAUUGGUGAGUUAAGUUACAUGCUUUACAUAUAUACAGAUUUAAGGCUUUAUAAUACCAGCUAUGCUAAUAUACGCUACGUUUACUGCACCCACUGUGGCAUCCCUACCAAUAGAAAUGAAAGGGUCUGUGUCUGUGUGGGUCACAGUGAUUAUUUGUAUAAAUCACAAAUUUAUCCGUCCAUCCAUUAAUCCAGGCAUUAUCUGUUUCAGGCGAUGUUUGACUUAAAACUAUGUCAAAUAUUUUCUACAUGCAAAUAAAUCUUUUAAAAGAAAACAGAGAUGUUUUAUUGGCACUCUUUGACAAAUAGUAACAAUAAACUGAAAACUGAUAAAAUAUUACCAUUGGAGAUGUUGCCUUGCUCAGUUGAAGAGCAGGCAACCAAUGUACAGGUCUCAAAUUAAGCACUAAAUUUCUCUGGCAAAAGAUUGGUUCAUGUGUACAAAAGCUUUAAAAAUAUGAUCAAAUAAUUAAAAUGUUGGAGUUGCUUAAAGGUUGGCCAAAAGUCUAUUUUUCAUAUAUCCAUCCUCAAAUAUUCUUGGCAAGGGUCCCGGGGGAGUCAGUGCCAGUGGUCAACGUCCAAGAUGCAGAGUUUAUCUCUGGUUCCUAAUCUAUCACAGGACCGACAAAUAGGUAAACAUCCAGUUAACACAAACCUCCAUUCCUGAAUGCAAAGUGGAAUCUGCAACUAAAGGGGAAGUAUGAAGUAUAUUUCAGAUAGUGCCAUCUCACAAAAACAAUCAAGUAACUACGUUACCUUCAUUUGUUUUAAAAAUGUUGUAUAUAUCAAACAUGUCUUAAUAGAAAUUUGACUUCAUAAUCUAACACUCUGAAAUUGGGCCUUUGUGUUGAAAUUUGUGUGCUCUUUCCGACACUCCCCCUUCUGCCCGUUAUCACAACAACAUAUCUCCAUGAAGCCUCUAACAACAUUUGCUAAUUGCUGCUACCGCUACUUUGAAGGAGCUGAGUUGGGGAGUCGCGCUCUGUGAGAUAAAACCUUUGCUUGGAGACUGGAGCUCAGAGGAGGAGCUGAGAGGAAAGGGCGGCACUUGGUGAGAAAUGGCUGCCAGUGGAGAUUAAAGGAUUACUCAAAUAAUCAUGAAAGAAUCAAAGCAACACUCCAUGUUUUUGAUGAGGGAAUAACAUUAUGUAAAGCUCAAAAAAGUUGAUUUUAGAUUAUACUGUUAGACCCCACACCCACAGACAUCUUGAAUAAGUACAAGGUGCAGUUUUUAUUUGAUCAUUGACAAAUCACCAAUAAAGCAUGAUGAAUCUCAUUUCACUAUUCAUACAUACACAGCAAAUUCAAAAGUGUUAAAUGUUUUGUUGUUAGUAGACUUUAUGCAAAAGCAGAAUUAAUUUUACUCUAAUAGAGUCACAUUCUGUUUAUGUAACUCUGAGGUGUAUAUUAUUAGUAGUUAAAGUACAGUGUUAAAACAAAGUGUUAUCCGUAUCAAAUCUAGAGGUGUUAAAAUGGAAACAGUAACUCUUCUUAACUCUGAAAUGUA